AUGGCAGCGGUUGCUGAGAUUACCAGUGAGGCUGCAGUGGCUGCCAACAACAGCAACGCCACCAACAGAAAUGAAAACAACAAUAAUUCGGAUUCAGAAACAAAGCCACCAUCAGAAUCUGAAUUCACAGUUCAAAAGCUUGUGGAUAUGUUCACCAAGUUGAAUCCUUUGGCUAAGGAGUUUUUUCCAUCUUCUUAUAAUAAAAAUAAUCCAAACCAACUUCAUCUCAACAAUUUUGCAGUGCCUAUUAAGCAAUCAGCCAAUGACAACUUCCCUAAAAGGAGAAGAAAUAACUUUAACCAGGGGAGGAGGAGGUUGAAUGGGAGAACUUAUAGAGCUCAACGAGAAGACAGUAUUAGACGAACAGUAUAUGUUUCUGACAUUGAUCAGCAGGUAACCGAAGAGCGGCUUGCUGGCUUAUUUAGUGGUUGUGGACAAGUCUAUCUCCCUGAUCCAGUUAAAGGCAAACUAUCUACACCAAAAUUAGGAGAUUCUUGCGAAAUCACAUCCUCGAGGCUUGACCCUAAGGAGCUGAUAGGGAUGUUUACAAGUCAGGUCCCACAUUUACUUGGAUUGAAGAAUGAAAAAGUGACCAAAAUUCUGCGCCUGAGCUAUAAACAACCAGAUAGCCUAGGAUUAUCAACCAAUUGUGUUGUUGACUGCCGGGUUUGUGGUGAUCCACAUUCAGUUCUUCGAUUUGCAUUUGUGGAGUUUGCUGAUGAGCAAGGGGCAAGAGCAGCUUUAAACCUCGGAGGGACCAUGCUAGGAUACUAUCCAGUCAGAGUGCUACCUUCAAAAACUGCUAUCCUUCCAGUGAAUCCUACAUUCCUCCCUAGGUCUGAAGAUGAACGGGAGAUGUGCACCAGGACAGUCUAUUGUACAAAUAUCGAUAAAAAGGUUUCUCAAGCUGAAGUCAAGAAUUUCUUUGAAUCAAUAUGUGGCGAGGUUACCCGCUUGAGGCUUUUAGGGGAUCAUGUGCAUUCAACUCGUAUAGCAUUUGUUGAAUUUGCUAUGGCAGAAAGUGCCAUUGUUGCACUGAAUUGUAGUGGGAUGGUCCUGGCAUCCCAGCCUGUCAGCCACCCAUACGAGCUGGAACGAUACUAUCGUCUACAAUGUAUUCAAUCUUGUCUUCACACUGAUGAGACUUCUAAGAGCUACCCUGGUCUGGUACAAAUCAACGAUAAUAGAGUUAGUGAAGAUAUGACUGCGAAAGAUGUAGCAACUGAAGAACAUACUCAAAAUAAAGGGACAACACCUGCAGAGGAAAGUUAA
Molecule: messenger RNA, 1272 nt
Organism: Dovyalis caffra
Lineage: Eukaryota; Viridiplantae; Streptophyta; Magnoliopsida; Malpighiales; Salicaceae
Source: the annotation of a GenBank genome assembly